Trametes versicolor FP-101664 SS1 is the source of this 423-nucleotide messenger RNA. Its product is annotated as fungal hydrophobin. Gene Ontology annotation, cellular component: fungal-type cell wall. The transcript is spliced from 3 exons. NCBI's taxonomy places the organism in Eukaryota, Fungi, Basidiomycota, Agaricomycetes, Polyporales, Polyporaceae. The record is from RefSeq and is a predicted model, not a curated record. Gene Ontology annotation, molecular function: structural constituent of cell wall. Bases 1 to 423 code for a protein of 140 amino acids.
AUGGUCGCUCGUCUCUCCACCGCCCUCACGGUCGCCUCCAUCGCACUCCUUGCUGUCGCCACCCCCAACGGCAAGCGCUGGGGCACUACCACGGCCAGCAAGCCCCAAUCCACUCCGGCGAAGACCGUUACGGUCACUAAGACCGCACCGGCGUCGGGACCCACCGAACCCGCCAGCUCGUGCUCUACUGGCCCCAUCCAGUGCUGCAACUCCGUUCAGAGCGCCAGCUCCCCUGCCGGUAGCCUGCUCCUGGGCCUCCUCGGGGUUGUCGUGCAGGGUGUGGACGUCCUCCUCGGUCUUGACUGCUCGCCGAUCAGCGUCAUCGGCGUCGGCGGCGGCGAAUGCAACGCCAAUGCCGUGUGCUGCCAGAACAACGCUGUCGGCGGCCUGAUCUCCAUCGGCUGUGUCCCGGUCAUCCUCUAA